Molecule: messenger RNA, 1355 nt
Organism: Anopheles cruzii
Lineage: Eukaryota; Metazoa; Arthropoda; Insecta; Diptera; Culicidae
Gene: Clc
Product: clathrin light chain
Exons: 6
Coding region: 128-823 (231 amino acids)
Biological process (GO): intracellular protein transport; clathrin-dependent endocytosis; clathrin coat assembly
Cellular component (GO): clathrin coat of trans-Golgi network vesicle; postsynaptic endocytic zone cytoplasmic component; synaptic vesicle membrane
Molecular function (GO): clathrin heavy chain binding; structural molecule activity
Source: RefSeq, a predicted model, not a curated record
UUGGAUCGAAAUUUUCCUCCAGCAGGAAGCUAAUUUCGUGAUUCGUUUGCGUUCUCCCGUUUGUCGGUCGUAUCAGUGUGUUAAAAAAGUUCACCCGGAGAAAGUGCAGUGAAAACAGCCCGCGGCCAUGAACGCAUUCGGCGACAACUUUGAGAAAGACGUCGAUCCAGCGGCCGAGUUCCUGGCCCGCGAACAGAACGCACUCGCGGGACUAGAGGAUGAAGUUCCGCCCGUGGUUGCUACUGGUGCAGCGACGACGAAUGGUUCCCUCGACGGGGAUCCGGUGCCGAAAGCAGAAUCGACAGGACUUGAAAAUGAGCUAAACGGAAGCUUUGAAAUGAUCAAUAAUGCCGAUGCGCAAGAACCACCCUCCACUACUACUGCCGACUAUAAUCUCAACACAGAAGAUGAUAAUGAUGAUUUUGCAGGCUUUACAGUCCCCAAGCAAGUGACGGAAGAACCGGAAAAGAUUCGAAAAUGGCGCGAAGACCAGAAGACACGGUUGGAGGAGAAAGAUCGCGAGGAGGAGCGCAAAAAGGACGAGCUUCGCGAACAGGCUCGCAAGGAGCUGGAGGACUGGUACAAGCACCAUGAAGAGGCCAUCUCGAAAACGAAAGCCGCCAACAGGGAAUCGGCCAAGAACGCCGAAAAGCAGUUUGUUGCGGAAACGGACGAAAUUGAACCGGGCACAGAGUGGGAACGGAUUGCCAAGCUUUGCGACUUCAAUCCGAAGACGAACAAGUCCAGCAAAGACAUCUCUCGCAUGCGUUCCAUCAUUCUGCAGUUGAAGCAGAAUCCAAUCCAGUCCACCAAGAAAGUUUAAGCGAAACGAAAGGCGUUCACUUGCACGCGGCGGCCAGGUCCGCAGCGACAGAUAGAUUGGCCGUUAUACACACGUGUGUAUCGGCCAAUGCUCAACCCAGCAUCUAUCCCACUCUCAAUCGUAUCCAUGCGAUUUAGAAGCGGCAAAUGAAAGCGAUUUCUGUGAAUAGUCGGACCAUAAGAAUGCUCUGCUUCUGUUCUGGUUAUAAUUGACGCUGCAGUGAACUAGCCACUAACAAAUACAAAACAAAAAAUCUAUUGAAUCAUAGUAGUAAUAUAAAUAAUAAUUAUAUUAACGAAAAUACUAUUUCAAAACGAUAGUAACGAAGGGAGAAAAACCUAAACGGAAAGGAUAUAUAUAUAUUGCAAUGGAUAAGUACUGUUUAAAGUUGUAGAAUCAAAAGAGAGUAACCCCUUUUACCGAGGGACUAAAGGAAUAAUGAAAACAUUCACGCAUUCAAGCAAUUUGUACGAAAGUGCUCCAUUGCUGUUAGGUUAAAAGAACGCGAAGGUUCAAUAAACCGAUGUUUCAA